AUGCCGUCUACACUCCCUGCCCUGCUCUGCCUCGGACUGUAUCUGAGCCUGAGGGUCGGCGCCCAGAACCAGACCCUCUCAAAGCCCCGCAUCUGGGCCAACCCCAGCUUCAUGGUUCCAAACGGGGCGUCGGUGUCCGUCUGGUGCCAGGGGACUCACCAGGCCAUGGAGUACCAGCUGCAUUUUGAGGGACUCCUCUCCGCCUUGGCGAGACCAGAGCCCUCUGGGCUGAGGAACAAAGUCAAGUUCUCCAUCCAGGCCAUGACCUCCUACACUGCAGGGCAGUACACGUGCUUCUAUCGAACCGGGGAGCUCUGGUCAGAGCCUAGUGACCCUCUGAACCUGGUGAUAACAGGAAUGUAUGACACGCCCACCCUCUCCGUUCACCCUGGGCCCGCGGUGUCCCCAGGAGAGAACGUGACCUUCUCUUGCCACCUAGAGACGGCAACGACCACCUUCUUCCUGCACAAGGAGGGGCCGGCCAGCCGCCCGUGGCGCAGAGUCGGCAACAUUCGGGCCGCGUUCCCCAUGGGCCCCAUGACCCCAGCCCACAGGGGGACGUACAGGUGUUUCGGUUCUUACAACGAGCACAUAUGGUCUUUCCCCAGUGAGCCUGUGACGCUCCUGGUCACAGGAGAUGCCGGGGUCGCUGACCUUGCAUCCGCAGGACAGCCCUCUUCCCCAGACGAUGGGGAACCCCACUUGGCAACCACAAGGAAGGGACUCCAGAAAGAGCUGGCCUCCUGGGAUUACACGGCGGAGAACCUCUUUCGGAUGGGCCUGGGCCUCCUGGUCCUGGUGGCCCUUGUGUGCCUCCUGGCCCACAACCGUCUUCUGAGGAAGAAGAUGACAAGGGGACUCAGAGUGGCCUCGAGUCAGGAACGCAGGAGAAGGUUCAGAUGGCAAGAAGCCCCGGACGAAUGA
Molecule: messenger RNA, 924 nt
Organism: Eptesicus fuscus (big brown bat)
Lineage: Eukaryota; Metazoa; Chordata; Mammalia; Chiroptera; Vespertilionidae
Gene: NCR1
Product: natural cytotoxicity triggering receptor 1
Exons: 7
Coding region: 1-924 (307 amino acids)
Source: RefSeq, a predicted model, not a curated record